Messenger RNA from Vitis riparia (riverbank grape), 1603 nucleotides. Its product is annotated as rhomboid-like protein 14, mitochondrial. Gene Ontology annotation, cellular component: membrane. The record is from RefSeq and is a predicted model, not a curated record. NCBI's taxonomy places the organism in Eukaryota, Viridiplantae, Streptophyta, Magnoliopsida, Vitales, Vitaceae. Gene Ontology annotation, molecular function: serine-type endopeptidase activity. The coding region runs from base 278 to 1264 and encodes 328 amino acids. The transcript has 2 exons.
GAGGUGAGGAGGGUUCCAGAGGCUUGUGGGUGAUAUGCCAUUAUACCCUGCUUGGUGGCCAAGAAAACAAUAAAAAUUGGAAAAAGGAAAAAAAAUGAAGUGACGAAUAUGCCCUUGGAUGGCGUGGGAAGGGGGAAAGGGAGAAGGGCGUUCUGGUCAUUUUAGACAUCCUUUGGAGUUUCAUACUUUCAUACUUCCAUCAUUCCAUAGGAGCUACUAACUGAAUUUGUGCUGAGAUUGUUGUGAAAACGAAGCGGAAGAGAGAGCGAGAGAGAAGAUGGAGACAGGCAGAAGAAGGGUUUCUCGGGGCAUGCUGCCGCUGCUAGCGCUUCACACAGCGAACGAGUAUUACAGGGUGGGGUGGAAGCCCCCUGUCACCGCCGGCCUUCUUGCUGCCAACACCCUCAUUUAUUUAAGGCCCUCUUUCAUCGAUUCCAUGCUCCCCACCAUCGACAAAGUCUGGUUCAAUCCCCACCUCAUCCUCAAGAACAAGGAUCUCAAGCGCUUCCUCUUGUCACCAUUCUACCACAUGGAUGAAGCUCACCUGGUUUACAACAUGAUGUCACUCUUAUGGAAAGGAAUCCAGUUAGAAACUUCAAUGGGGAGCGCUGAAUUUGCAUCUAUGGUUGCCACACUACUUGGUAUGUCCCAGGGUAUCACACUGCUGCUAGCCAAAUCCCUACUUCUGUUCUUUGAUUAUGAGAGAGCUUACUACUCCCAAUUUGCGGUUGGAUUCUCUGGGGUUCUCUUUGCCAUGAAGGUCGUCCUUAAUUCACAGUCAGCAGACUACACUUAUGUCCAUGGAUUGAUAGUACCAACACGUCAUGCCGCCUGGGUUGAGCUGAUUCUCAUCCAAAUGUUUGUACCUGGUGUCUCAUUCCUUGGCCACCUUGGUGGAAUACUCGCAGGAAUUCUCUAUCUUCGGUUGAAGGGUACAUAUUCAGGUUCUGAUCCACUGACUAUUCUGUUUAAAGGACUUGCUGAUGCAUUAAGCUGGCCUCUGAGGUUUGCUCAAGGCUUGUUUCGGAGACGGCGGAUCUCUGGCAGGGGAACUGUUGGUGGGCGUCAGACAAGGAGGACAUCUGGUGUUUGGAGAUGUUGGUCAUGUACAUACGAUAAUCCUGGUGGGUUAAGCAUAUGUGAGAUGUGUGGCACAGCUAGGAACGGCAAUGGAUUAUCAUCACCCCUUCAAUGGCCACGUCAAUCUCAUGAGCUUCCUUUGGAUGAAUUACGCCGCAGAAGACUGGAAAGGUUUGGUAGAUGAGUUAACACUAUCCGGUUGAUAUUAAAAUUAGGCUUCCUUACGGUUACCAGCCUUCACUUAACAAUGCUGGUAAGAUUCAUACAUUGUUUGGUUCUGCUGCUUGGCUGAAGGAAUAUUUGGCUAUUUGGAGCAGAGCUGGGGGAUGGGUUGGGUCUGAUCAGCCAAAUAUGGGGCAGUCAUAGACUCUCUUAGUUGUUGGGAAUACAAUUUUAAAGAAGAAUCACUUGUAACUCAUGAUAAUUCCAUAAAAGAGAUGGUUUGCUUGAACUCUUGAGAGUUUUUCUAUUUGAUAAUGUGAAGCAAUUUAUACUGGAAGAAAAGCUGGUAUCAUUCUUUGAU